Messenger RNA from Tremella mesenterica DSM 1558, 396 nucleotides. RefSeq lists its product as uncharacterized. Gene Ontology annotation, biological process: pyruvate import into mitochondria. NCBI's taxonomy places the organism in Eukaryota, Fungi, Basidiomycota, Tremellomycetes, Tremellales, Tremellaceae. Gene Ontology annotation, cellular component: mitochondrial inner membrane. The transcript has 6 exons. The coding region runs from base 1 to 396 and encodes 131 amino acids. The record is from RefSeq and is a predicted model, not a curated record.
AUGUCAACGUCUUUUUUACAAUGGGCAAAAUCACCCGCUGCUAGACAAUAUUUCUUCAGUACACACUUUUGGGGACCUUUAGCAAAUUGGGGUCUUCCUCUAGCUGCUCUGGCUGAUAUCGUCAAUAAAGAUGAAGAGUUCAUUUCGGGUGUCAUGAGUCCAACUCUUGCCGGGUAUUCUAUGAUCUUCAUGCGUUUCGCUUGGCGUGUUCAACCUCGUAACUACCUCCUCUUCGCUUGUCACGCUACCAAUGCCACCGCUCAAACUGUUCAAAUGGGUAGAUGGGCAAAGUAUUGGUAUGGUGGUGGAAGAGAAGCUCGUAUGUCUGUGCUGGAUAAGGCAGAGGAGAAAGUGGAGCAAGGAGUUGGAAAAGUCACAGAGGCUGUGAAGGCUUAG